This is a messenger RNA of Ornithodoros turicata, 1182 nucleotides long. RefSeq lists its product as uncharacterized. Bases 1 to 1182 code for a protein of 393 amino acids. The transcript is spliced from 3 exons. The record is from RefSeq and is a predicted model, not a curated record. Lineage: Eukaryota; Metazoa; Arthropoda; Arachnida; Ixodida; Argasidae.
AUGACGAGUAGUUCGGUUAUAAGUGAAUGUGAAAGUAGCGAAAGCGAUGGGGAACAGAGUGAUGAUACAGCUUCUGAAGGUGAAGCAGGUACACUUUUGCACUCUUCCGCACAAGAUCCAACGCAACCAGGAAGUCCGCAACGGCACCUACAAACUGGGACGAAUGAUUCAAGUCAAGAGCUGAGUGAGAAACUAUAUCCAGGCUGCAGAAUUAGCCGAGCAGAAAGCCUUUUGCUAAUAAUGGGGCACAGUCUGCGACACCACUCUACGAAAGAGGCAACAGAAAGCCUUCUCAAGGUGAUUGAAGCCCACCUACCGAAGGAUACAAACUUUCCUGUUUCAAAAUACUUAUUCUUCAAGGAGUUUUGUGGAUCAAGUUGUGCUACAUGUCUUCACAUGUACUGCCCCUCCUGUCACUCCUACAUAGGAGAAAUAAAUCACGUUACACCUGACUGCUACUGCACAAACUGCGAGACAUCACAUAGCACAGAUACGCUCGUGAAAACUGGCUCAUACUUCGUUAUGCUCGACAUCAAACAGCAGCUGCAACAUCUCCUUCAGCGACCAGACUUGAACUUCAAGUUUACAGACCGUAGGAUGUCACUUGAUGUGAAGGAUAUCACAGAGAGCAAAGCAUACCAUACGCUACCAUUGGAGGAUGGAGACUUGUCACUGACCUGGAACACGGAUGGAGUACCAGUGUUCGUAUCGUCAAAGUUCUCCAUUUGGCCACUGCAACUGAUGGUGAACGAGUUGCCACAGAGACAACGCUUUGACAACAUUAUUCUAGGUGGCCUCUGGUUUAGUUCAUCAAAGCCUGAGAUGAACUGUUUUCUGCGUCCUUUUGUGAAGGAAAUGAAUAUGCUGUCAUCUGACGGAAUGACUUGGGUGGAUGCUAGCGGCAGAGAACAUACAUGUAGAGUAUUUCCUGGUGCCUGCUGUGUGGACACCGUCGCCCGUUGUGCCGUCACGAACACCACACAGUUCAAUGGUGCAUUUGGAUGUGUAUGGUGCGAACACGAGGGGAUUGUUGUGGAAAAGGGGAGAGGCUCUGCACGCGUGUACCCUCAUCAAGCUGCACCUGCAAAGUGUCGAACAGAUAAGACGUUCAGGAAAUAUGCACAAAGAGCCCAGGUGUCUGGCGAACCGUGCCGUGGUGUAAAGGGUCCCAGCGUUUUGUAA